CCUGAUCCAAAAUCAACAAGCACAAAAGCGAACGAUAAUAAUAGAACUUAAACAACGACACGCCAAAUUCUAAUUUAGCACAGUCUCAACGUGCUCUAAAAACGAGUGGUGUAAGUGAAAAUAUCUCGUUGGUUACAAGCAUAAUGGGACCAACAAGCAUUUGCAUCACUCGAAGCCAUACGUACACUUAUCUCCGCAUUUUCCCAUCGGUCUUCAUAAGUAAUCAUACCUAACCCACCUCAUUAUAUAAUACCACCCUUUGUGUCACACAAAUAAACACCAUAAACUAAACAAUAAACCAUACAAAAAAAUAUGAAAAUCCUCUCACUUUCACUACUCUUGCUCUUGGCCGCUACGGUCUCCCACGUCCAGUCUUCGGCAUCCGUUCCAGGGCUCAUCGAACUCCUCGAAUCGAACACCAUCUUUGGGAACGAAGCCGAACUCUUAGAGAAAGAGGGACUGUCCAUCAACUACCCCAACUGCAGAAGCUGGCACCUUGGUGUUGAGACCUCUAACAUCAUAAACUUCGACACGGUGCCCGCAAAUUGCAAAGCCUAUGUUGAAGACUACUUGAUCACUUCCAAACAGUACCAAUACGACUCCAAAACUGUAAACAAAGAGGCAUAUUUUUACGCCAAAGGACUUGCCCUAAAGAACGAUACCGUCAAUGUUUGGAUCUUUGACCUAGACGACACUCUCCUCUCUAGUAUUCCCUACUACGCUAAAUAUGGAUAUGGGACCGAGAACACAGCCCCGGGGGCGUACUGGUCGUGGUUAGAGUCCGGAGAAUCAACUCCAGGACUCCCGGAGACCUUGCAUCUAUACGAAAACCUCUUGGAACUCGGGAUUGAACCCAUCAUAAUCUCUGACAGAUGGAAAAAAUUGUCAGAAGUCACUGUCGAGAAUCUCAAGGCUGUUGGUGUAACAAAAUGGAAGCAUCUCAUACUCAAGCCAAACGGAUCGAAGUUGACGCAAGUGGUGUACAAGUCAAAGGUUAGGAAUAGCCUUGUGAAGAAAGGGUACAACAUCGUUGGGAAUAUUGGAGACCAAUGGGCUGAUUUGGUUGAGGAUACUCCUGGAAGGGUUUUUAAGCUCCCAAAUCCACUCUACUACGUACCUUCUUAAUUAAGCAUCUAUCUUCAUGGCAUUGUCCCCUUGUAUCCAUUUCAUAUCUAUGUCGUUUCGUUUAUCUUUGUAGCCGUUUUGGCACCACUGCUUAAAUAAAAUGCCAAUCCUAUCAUAACUCAAUAAGUACAACGACUUCGUACUAAAUUUUGUUUUUCGUUAAAGGGAUCAUUAAUCAAGUUUCCAUGAAAUG
Arabidopsis thaliana (thale cress) is the source of this 1318-nucleotide messenger RNA. RefSeq names its product vegetative storage protein 1 (gene VSP1). Gene Ontology annotation, molecular function: acid phosphatase activity. Bases 313 to 1125 code for a protein of 270 amino acids. The transcript is spliced from 3 exons. Lineage: Eukaryota; Viridiplantae; Streptophyta; Magnoliopsida; Brassicales; Brassicaceae. The record is from RefSeq and is marked reviewed.